AGGGGACACGGCAGCCAGCGGGGGCAGGGCAUGGGGCCGACGGCGCAGAGCAGCAGGUGGGGCGGGCGAAGCAGCAAGCGGCGCGGCGCGGCGAGGCCCGUCCGCCGCCGUCACCUGCCCGGCCUACGGCAGUGGCUUCCUCGAGGAGAUGGGCGCGCGCCGACCUCCGCCGCGCCAGGGGCAAGGUGGCUGCCCUGCUACCGGAGUGGAGCGAGAGGCGGAGAUGAGGCCCAGGACGGCGAGCGCGCGACCGUUCUCGCGGCAUUGAACGGGGAGGAGGACAGCGGCGCAGGCCUCGCCGCGGCCGUGGCCCAUAGGUGAGAGGAGAAGGCGAUGAGGAGGAGGAGGAGGAGGGCAGCGGAGCCUCGCGGCAGCGUGGAGCAACGCCGGCGGGAUCGGGAUGGGCAAGGAGAGGGACACGAGGCCUCUGGCGGGCGGCGCAUGAGACCGGUGCGGGGGACGCGCGAGGCCGCUGGUCGGGCGGCGCGGAGACCGCUCGUGCAGCUCCCCAUCGGCGGGCGGCGGCGGCGGCGUCCUGUGCACGAGGCGCGUCGCAGCGCGGUAGCGACCGCGUCCAGGACCUGCUGCGCGGCGAAGCGAAGGCGGCGGAGCCCGGCUGGGGACCGGUGGUCCGGGGGCACGCCCAGGGCGAGGAGCUCGUGGAGGUCCGGCGGGAGCUGGACGCCGCCGAGCGUGGCCUCCUCGAGGUGAGCGAGAACCGCGGAGGGCGAGGGUGGUGAGGGCCGGCGAGCGGGGGCCGCGGCGCUGUGCGGGCGGCCGGCGAGCAGGGUGGGGCGCCAUGCGGGCGAGCGAGCGGCCGGCGGAGCGCAGAAGGCCGGCGCGCGAGCUGCGAAUGGCAGUUCGAUGCGGAGGCGGAUGAGCAGCAGACCGUGAGAUGGAUGGGCAGUUGACGUCGUUUCCUCCUCCGUGACAGAAUGCUAGUUUACGGCCGCGGGCCGCCGGAUCGUGGUGCUCGGCUGCUUGCCGCCGCCAGCUGAUGAGCCGAUGAGGCGCGUGUCCCCCGGUUGCUAGCCUUGCCGGCCGUCCAGCGCCGAGCCCGUCCCGUUCGUGUCCAGCCGGCACGCGAUGCGCCAGCGGUGGGGCGGCUGCUUCUCGGGCGGCGACGUCCGCGUGGGCGGGCGCCCGCUCGAGGAGCCGGAGCCGGAGGUCUUCUCCUUCGCCGAAUCCCUCCCGGCGUGGCCCCCAGGUGGGGGAUUCGCGCGCGGGAGGAUGCGCAUCGGCGGAGGGGAGCUGGAGCUCGCCGCGGCCACGUCGUUCCAGAAGAUCUGCACUCUGUCGUCGACGCGGCGGGGCGGCGGCGGCGGCAGCAGCACCACCUUCUACCGGCCGGUCGGCGUCCCGGAAGGGUUCUGCCUCCUCGGGCACUACUGCCAGCCCAACUGCCGCCCGCUCCACGGACACCUCCUCGUCGCGAGGGCGGGCGCGCGCCCGGCCGGCGCCCCGCCCCAGCCGCCUCCGCUCAGCGCGCCGCGGGACUACGCGCUCGUCUGGGAGUUCCGCGCCGGUGGUGUCGGCAGUGGCAGCCGUGGCGGCGAUGCCGGCUCCUGCUACGGCCUCUGCGACGCCUACUUCUGGGUCCCCGUGCCGCCGGAGGGGUACAGGGCGCUCGGGUGCCUCGUGACGACGGAGCCACGGAAGCCGCCGCUCGACGAGGUGGCCUGCGUCCGCGCGGACCUCACGGAGGAAUGCGAGCCGCAUGGGUCGCUGCUCCAACUGCAGCUCGCGCGGCCGCCGUCGGAGUCCUGCGCGCCGGCUUUCGCCGUGCGGGGCGUGAGGCCGGUGCACCGGGGGAUGUGGGGCAAGGGAGUGGGCGCGGGCACUUUCUGCUGCGCCGCGGACGGGACCGCCCCGCGGGAGCAGGGCAUGGCGUGCCGGAGCAACGUCGAGCUGGACCUGUCUGCGAUGCCGACGCUGGAGCAGGCGCACGCCGUGAUCCGGCACUACGGGCCCACGCUCUUCUUCCACCCCAAGGAGGUGUACCUGCCGUCGUCCGUCUCUUGGUUCUUCAAGAACGGCGCCGCGCUGUACAGGCGGGGCGGGGACGGCGCGGGCGAGGAGGUCGACGGCGAGGGGUCCAACCUCCCGGGCGGCGGGUGCAACGACGGGGAGUACUGGAUCGACGUCCCCGGCGGCGAGCGGGGCCGCGCCGUGUGCUGCGGCAACAUCGACAGCGCGGAGCUGUACGCGCACGUGAAGCCGGCCAUGGGCGGCGCGUGCACGGACGUGGCCAUGUGGGUGUUCUGCCCGUUCAACGGCCCGGCGCGGCUCAAGCUCGGCCCGAUCAGCCUCCCGCUGGGCAAGACCGGGCGGCACGUCGGGGACUGGGAGCACUUCACGCUCCGCGUCAGCAACCUCACCGGCGAGCUCAUGGGCGUGUACUACUCGCAGCACAGCGGCGGGCACUGGGUGGACGCGUCGGCGCUGGAGUACGCCGACGGCAACCGGCCCGUGGUGUACUCGUCCAGGAACGGGCACGCCAGCUACGCGUACCCCGGCGUGUACCUGCAGGGCUCGGCGGCGCUCGGUAUCGGCAUCCGCAACGACGCCGCGCGGAGCCGGCUGUUCGUGGACUCCAGCGCUAAGUACCGCAUCGUGGCGGCGGAGUACCUGGGUGAGGGCGCCGUCGCCGAGCCGCAGUGGCUGCAGUUCAUGCGGGAGUGGGGACCGAUGGUGGUGUACAAGUCGAGGAAGCGGAUGGAGUGGAUGGUCGGGCGGCUGCCACUCCGGAUCAGGUGCCGAGCGGAGAACAUGCUGAACAAGAUGCCCAACGAGCUGUCCAGGGAGGAAGGACCAACAGGGCCCAAGGAGAAGAACAACUGGGAGGGGGACGAGAGAUGGUAGAAACAGGGCCCCAGGAUUUGUGUGUGGCUAUUAUUAUUGGCGUGCUUUGUUGUACUACUGAGAUGAUUGUGCUAGAACUAGCGAACGCUUGAAAUCAGACUGUCGAGUGCUUGAAAUCAGAUUGUUUGCAACAUAACAGUUGAAUGCUCGAAA
Molecule: messenger RNA, 3015 nt
Organism: Panicum virgatum (switchgrass)
Lineage: Eukaryota; Viridiplantae; Streptophyta; Magnoliopsida; Poales; Poaceae
Exons: 3
Coding region: 1087-2862 (591 amino acids)
Source: RefSeq, a predicted model, not a curated record